CUACCCAACUAUCCUAACACCCAUCCCCCCUCCCUUUUUUUAUUGCACUUUUUCUCUCUUUUUUCCACGUCCCUUCUUUCUCCUACCGCACUCCAUGUGCGCACAGCGCACUCCCCUCCCGCGUAUUUUAGUCACCACCACCAUUUCCCGAUUAACCUCUUCUUCCCAUCAAAUUUCUACAUCCCUUCUCUUUUCUCACGCUAAAAUCAAACCUCAAGUUGCAACAAUGCUUCAGAUUUUCGAAAUCAUCGAAUUUCAAUUUUUAUAAUAUAUAUUUUUACCAAGUUCUGCUAGCACGCGCCAUCGAUACGACGCCGUUUGAUCUCCGUCGUUCUGGUCAACUUUGGAGAAGCUUGAGUUCUUAAUUUUAUAGAUUGAAUCAAUGGUUUUGCAGAGUGAGGUUUUGGCAAGGUGAAGAGUCUUUGUUUUGAUUUUUUUUUUUUUUAGUAUGGAGAGAAAGGGGCUUGAUUUGAAUAAAGAAACAAGUGGUGUGAAUAAUGGUAAUAAGAUUGGUGAUGGUUUUGUUGAUAGAAGUAAAGUAAGGAUUUUGCUUUGUGAUACCGAUUCAAAUACCUCUCAAGAGGUUGUUACACUUCUCUUGAGAUGUUGUUAUCAGGUUAUUUCAGUGAAGUCAGCAAGACAGGUAAUUGAUGCACUGAAUGCAGAGAGUGAAAAUAUAGAUCUCAUAUUAGCUGAAGUUGGCCUUCCGAAGAAGAAGGGUAUGAAGAUGUUGAAGUACAUAGCACGAGAUAAAGAAUUGCGCAGAAUUCCUGUCAUAAUGAUGUCUGCACAAGAUGAGGUAUCUGUUGUUGUUAAGUGCUUGAAACUUGGAGCAGCAGACUAUCUAGUAAAGCCCUUGCGCACAAACGAGCUAUUAAAUUUGUGGACGCACAUGUGGAGAAGGAGACGCAUGCUUGGACUUGCAGAGAAGAACAUGUUAAAUUAUGACUUUGAUCUGGUAGCAUCAGAGCCUAGUGAUGCCAAUACAAAUAGUACCACCUUGUUCUCAGAUGACACCGAUGAUAGGUCCAAAAGAAGCACCCUUCCAGAGACAGGAAUGUCAUCCCAACAAGAGCAUGAGUCUACUAUUGCUAAUGCCGCUGAUGUUGAGGAACCCCCAGAUGACCAUGCUUCUGAAAGUCAGCCUGAUGCUCAUGGAAUAAAUGAUCAGAGGACAGAACAUUUUUCAUCUGGUCCAAAAAAGAGUGAACUAAGGAUCGGGGUUGGGGAGUCAUCAGCCUUCUUCACAUAUGUUAAAGCAUCAAUGAUAAAGAGAAACAUUGAAGGGAUCAUUCAUGUUGACAACAAUUCUGCUGCACAUGUGCAGAUGGAAGUUAUGCAUCAAACAUUUGCUCAACAAGGGGUUAAUGACCUCGAAAUAUGUAAAAAUGGAGAGACGUGUGAAAGUCAAUCGCAAGAUGACUUCCCCAGCAGCAAUAGUAUACCUGAUUCCUUAUCUAUUGAGAGAUCUUGUACUCCACCUUCAUCUAAGGAAGCUUCACAUCAAAACGGUUAUAGAGAAGAAAAUUUGAAUCACAACCGUCCGAAACAUCCAAGAAAUGGAACAUCUUGUUCCGAGCUUGAAAUGUCAAACAUGGCCGCACAACAUGCUUAUCCAUAUUAUAUGCCGGGAGUUGUUAAUCAUGUUAUGAUGCAUUCGUCAGCACAAAUACAUCAAACCAAUGACCUGCAGAAUCAUGCUGCGACAUCUAUGAUUGCCCAGUACAACCAUGUUCCACAAGGCGGUCCUCAUGCCACUGCAAUGAUGUCUUAUCCGUAUUACCCGAUGAGUAUGUGCUCACAACCUGGUCAGAUUCCUACACCUAAUUCAUGGCCAACCUUUGGAGGUUUAAAUCCAUCCGAAGCAAAUUUAAGUAAAGUUGAUAGGAGAGAAGCAGCGUUGAUUAAAUUCAGGCAGAAAAGGAAAGAGCGCUGCUUUGAUAAGAAAAUUAGGUAUGUCAAUCGAAAACAACUUGCUGAAAGUCGGCCUGGUGUGAGGGGGCAGUUUGUCAGAAAGUUGAAUGGUGCUAAUGUGGCUCUUAAUGGACAGCCUCCUUCCAUUGAAUUUAAUGAAGAUGGUCAAGAAGAUGAAGAUGAACAGGGAGCUAAAGACUCUCCCAGAGAUGCUUGAAUACCUCAAUAAUUUGCUAUUUCAUCCAAAUGAUGAAGGACCAAUCAAUUCAUGUAUUAUCCUGUCAAGGAUCUGCCUAUAUUAAUUGCUUCAACGGAAAGUUUGCGCAUCCAAAUGAUGAAGGACCAAUCAAUUCAUGUAUUGUCCUGUCAAGGAUAUGCCUAGAUUACUUACUUCAAUGGAAAGUUUAUGCAGUGGCAUUAAUUGGUCAUCACUUACUUUCAUAUGGGGGGAUUGCAGGACACUAUUUUUAACACUAGAGUAAAAUCUAAUGUUGGCUGGCCACUAUUUUGUACACUUCAAAGUUCAAAGGAAUAAUAUAGAAUGUUCAGAGAAAUUGUCAACCUUUUCCCUGUACUUGUUUUAAACUAAUUCAGAAUGUCCAAGUUAGGCAGCUGGAAUUUAUGGUUUAAUUUUGAUGAAUUUAAAUAUUAAAAUUUAUAUUAGUUUUAUAAUUUUUUGUUGCAAUUAUUGAUGUAGAAAAAAUUGUUCUCUAAACUAUAAACAACAAUAUUUAAAUAAAAAUUGAGUAGCUGAAUUCAGUUGUUUAAUUAAAAGUGAAUUGUUCAGGCACA
Messenger RNA from Vicia villosa (hairy vetch), 2706 nucleotides. Its product is annotated as two-component response regulator-like APRR1. Bases 449 to 2131 code for a protein of 560 amino acids. The record is from RefSeq and is a predicted model, not a curated record. Gene Ontology annotation, biological process: cytokinin-activated signaling pathway; phosphorelay signal transduction system. The transcript is spliced from 6 exons. NCBI's taxonomy places the organism in Eukaryota, Viridiplantae, Streptophyta, Magnoliopsida, Fabales, Fabaceae. Gene Ontology annotation, molecular function: protein binding.